Molecule: messenger RNA, 2531 nt
Organism: Hippocampus zosterae (dwarf seahorse)
Lineage: Eukaryota; Metazoa; Chordata; Actinopteri; Syngnathiformes; Syngnathidae
Gene: mtmr7b
Product: myotubularin related protein 7b
Exons: 13
Coding region: 270-2321 (683 amino acids)
Biological process (GO): dephosphorylation
Molecular function (GO): phosphatase activity
Source: RefSeq, a predicted model, not a curated record
AGCCGUACUACGGGCAGAGUGGGAUAGCACUGGAGCAGGGUGGUUAGCUUCAAACCCGCAAAUUGAGUGCUAUGGCAGGUCUGCUCUCUUUCGUCGUGACGAACAUACUGUAGAAAAGAAAACGAUGUGACCUAUAUAAGGAUAUUGUCCGAACAACAGCCACAUGGAAUGCAGAGCACUUGACGUGAAACGGAGAUUCUAACACCACAGACGAUUAAAAAAAAGACGCGGCUGUCUCCGACUUCACUCCACCAUUUUGGUUGUCAGUGAUGGAGCACAUCCGGACGCCCAAGGUGGAAAAUGUGCGUCUCCUGGACCGGUCGAAGGGCCAGAGAAAGGCCAGUGUUGGGACGUUCUACCUUUCAGCUACACAUUCAAUGUUUAUUGAGAACAACACUGAGACACGCAAGGAGACAUGGCUCUUACACAGCAUGAUAAGCAGUGUGGAGAAGUUGCCCACCACACCCACUGGCAGUCAGCUGAUCUUACGCUGCAAAGAUUUCAGGGUCAUCCAGCUUCUCAUGCAACAGGAAAAAGAUUGUUUUGAUGUCCACGCCUCAUUAUUGAGGUUGUCACGACCAGAGAAGUACAGUGAGCUGUACUGUCUGUCCUUCAAUCCCAACAUUAACAAGGAAGAGAGGCAAGAGUCAUGGAGCUUCAUAGACCUCAUGGCCGACUACAAAAGAAUGGGAGUUCCAAAUAACCUCUGGGUUGUUUCAGCAGCAAACAGUGAAUACAGGAUAUGUGAAACGUAUCCUUCCGAGCUAUUUAUUCCAAAGUCAGCCUCACCUACCGUCAUUUUGGGCAGCUCAAGGUUCAGGAGCCGAGGACGAUUUCCUGCUCUCUCUUACUUUCACCAGGACACACUGGCUGCAGUGUGCAGGUGUAGUCAGCCACUGUCGGGCUUCAGUGGACGUUGUCAGGAGGAUGAGGCCAUGUUGCAAGCUGUGAUGAAAUCCAACCCCGGAAGCGCCUAUAUUUAUGUGGUCGAUACGAGGCCCAAGGUAACACGCUUAAGACUCACCUCUCACACAUCGAGUUAUAAUAUUCUCCAUGUCCACUGCUCUUUACGAAUGUGUGUCCAGCUGAAUGCCAUGGCAAACAGAGCCGCUGGUAAAGGCUAUGAGAAUGAGGACCACUACACUAACAUCAAACUGCACUUCAUUGGCAUCGAAAACAUUCACGUGAUGAGGAACAGCCAACAAAAAAUUCUUGACAUGGGUGAAAUGCGAUCUCCUUCGAUGACUGACUUCCUUUGGGGUCUGGAAAACUCUGGUUGGCUGAAACAUAUCAAAGCUAUUCUAGAUGCUGGAGUCUUCAUUGCCAGGGCGGUGGCUGAUGAAGGGGUCAGUGUAUUGGUACACUGUUCCGAUGGCUGGGAUAGGACAGCUCAGGCCUGUUCUAUAGCCAGCGUACUGUUGGACCCAUUUUAUCGAACAAUCAAAGGAAUGAUGUUGCUGAUAGAAAGAGACUGGGUUUCGUUUGGUCACAAGUUCUCCCACAGGUAUGCCCACUUGGACGGCGAUCCCAAAGAAGUGUCCCCCGUUAUUGAUCAGUUCUUGGAAUGUGUGUGGCAGCUGUCUCAACAGUUUCCAUGCGCCUUUGAGUUUAACGAGUGCUUCCUCAUUGCUAUCCACACACACGUCUACUCCUGCCGGUAUGGCACCUUCCUGGGCAACUGUCAGAAGGAACGCAAUGAUAUGAGGCUUCAGGAGCGCAGUCAUUCUGUGUGGCCCCAGCUGUGGAAGGACAGAGCAGACUUUACCAAUCCACUGUACAAGGCUGAACUGAGUCCGUGUCGGGCUGUACUGAGACCUAACACCACCCCUUACUGUUUUAAAAUGUGGAAGGGACUCUACAAUCAUGUGGAGCGGUCGACGCCUCCUUGCCAGUCAACAGCCGACUUUCUCUCCGCUAUGAGGGAGGAGUCCCAGCAGCUGGAGGAGGAGCUGACCAAUCACCAGGAGAGAAUAUCUGCACUAACAGGGAAACCAAUAAUGUGGGAGAAAGUCAUGGUUAAAAGGAGGACUUGGCACAUCCAGAGACACUCUGGACCGGACCCACCCAGCCCAUACACAAUUCCAGUUACCAGCCCCGCACAGGACCACAGGACCUUUGGACCAGCCAACCAAAAUGCUACGGUGAAGGACCCCCGUCUCACCACAUCUGGAGACCAGCCCAUGCAGGUCAAACCCCUCAACACAGAUGAUAUCUUCAGCGACCUGGAGUCAGGCGUGGCUGGACUCAGCAGUCGGUCAUCCAGUGCUGGGGAGGAGGCCAAGGACCGGGAGACGGACGAGAUAGCCUUCACUACUGCCUGACUCAAUACUUAAUUGGAGUUGAAGAAGACCGCUAAAAUGUUAGCAUUGUUUUAUCUGAAUUUUUUGGUGUCUUUCUGGUGUUUUAUUGUUUUGUCAUACUUAAGAUGUGAAAGCCCAUAUUUGAAAUCAAGAAUACUUGAGUGAUAAUUUGCUGGCAUUUGUAUUUAAAAAAAAAAAAAAAGCACUUUCGUGACGGGGCCGUGAUUUAAU